AUGAUUGUUGAAGGCGGAAGUAGAGUUGUCAAACAGGGGGUUCUCCUUGAUGACAACCCACCUUGUGGGGACUCCGUCAUUUGCCUCAAAAUGUUGUGUGCGAUGAAGGAGCUUUGCUCUUGCUCCUGCGUAACUUCCCUUGAGCGACUACGGGUGACGAGUCCCGUGUAUGAGCUGUUUGUGGAGGAAGCUCUAGAUGCUAUCUUCGUUGGUGUCAUUUUUCUUGUUUGGAUGCUGAGAGAGAUGAGAGGUUCGCCAUCAAUCUCCCAAUUGUCUUCUUCUUUAUCGAUUGCAUCUAAACAAACUGGCUCCAGAAAUGAGAAUAGAAGAACUUUCAUAUUUGAUUUAUUGUUCAAGUCGAUUUCUUCGGGGAUUUUGAUCGGCGGAGUUGGAUCACUUUUCAGCGCGAAUUCUUCCACUUCCAAUUCGCAUCUAUCAUUCGCCGACUUCCCAAAAGAAACAACAUGGACAACAGUGAAAGAAAACUCAUUCGAAUUCCCAACUCCAACAACAACACCAACACCAAAUCAAAAUGCAAAUGCAAAUGCAAAGAAAAAAUCCAAAUUUCUAUUUGGAGAUGAUUAUAGGAGAAGGGUGUUUUUCAAUUACGAAAAACGUAUGAGGAUUCAAAGUCCUCCUGAGAAGGUGUUCGAGUAUUUUGCCUCUAUUCACACACCUGAAGGAGAAAUAUAUAUGACGCCUACAGAUUUGAUGAGAGCUGUUGUUCCUGUGUUUCCUCCAUCUGAGUCAAAUCGUAUUAGAGAAGGAGUAAGAGUUCUACUUUCUUCCAAACUCCAUGAUAAUUUACACAAGCUAACCAUAAUUGAAGAUGAUCUGUCUUUUGUCAAAUAUCAAACUAGUAACUUUAUAUGGAUUUGUGCAUCCCCUGAUGGAAAUUUCUUGAUUUGGCCCCUGCUUGCUUGCAGGUACAUCUUUUUUGUUACUCUUCUCAGCAUACCAGAGUCCAGCUUUUCAGUGGCAUUCAAAAUGUUUGACAUUGAUAACAAUGGUGAAAUAGACAGGGAGGAGUUCAAGAAAGUGAUGGGUUUGAUGAGAAAACAGAACAGACAGGGAGCUCACCAUAGAGAUGGAAGAAGACUUGGAAUGAAAGUUAGUGUUGAAAAUGGUGGUUUAGUAGAAUAUUUCUUCGGUCAAGAUGGAAAAGACUCCCUUCACCAUGACAAAUUUGUCCAAUUUCUAAGACAACUUCAUGAUGAGAUACUUCUAUUAGAGUUUUCGCAUUAUGACUUCAAAUCACAAGGAAGCAUAUCAGCCAAAGACUUUGCACUAUCAAUAGUUGCUUCAGCAGACAUAAAUCAUAUAGACAAACUGCUAGACAGAGUUGAAGAAUUGAACAAAGAACCCCAUUUCAGAAACAUCAGAAUCACAUAUGAAGAAUUCAAAGACUUUGCAGAGCUACGCAAGAAGUUAGAAUCCUUCUCUUUGGCUAUUUUCAGCUAUGGUAAAGUAAAUGGGGAGUUAACAAAACAAGAUUUCCAGAGAGCAGCUUCUCAUGUGUGUGGAGUUGCAAUCACUAGGAAUGUGGUGGAUAUAAUAUUUCAUAUAUUUGAUGCAAAUGAAGAUGGGAAUUUAAGCUCAGAUGAGUUUAUAAGAGUCAUACAGAGAAAAGAAGUGAGUUCUUCACAACCAGCUGUAGGUGUUGGAGGAUUUCUGUCUUGUUGGUUUAGCUGUGCAGCUAAAUGUUCUUCUGCAAAGCUCUUUGUUCGCAGCUGAAGAAUUUGAGGAUGCGUCCUGUUUGAUGCCCUAAUGAUGUUCCUGUAAACAUGUAAAUUUUUCAACAUGAUGAAAUUCUUUCUACUGGACUGUUCUUAGGGAUAUAUUCUUUUACAAAAUUGAUAUUCGAUUUUUAGUUCGAUUGAAAUAAAGAAAUCACAAAAGCUUGUUUCUUUUAUUUUGAAAACAAAACGAAAUGCGGAAGCUGAAAGAGAUGAAUAAUAGAAAGGCGGCUCAGAUAUGGAAAUGGGGCAAAGCAGAGGAAGCUGGCCAUGGCGGCGAACCCUAGCAGAGCAGUCAGAUCGCCAUGCCGACGGAUCGGACCUCCAUUGUCGUUGCCCUAAAAUCCUCACACUCCAAAUUCAAAACCAUCAUCAUAGCCCGGGUGUUUAGAGAGAGAGAGAGAGAGAGAGAGAGAGAGGCAUACAUACAUAUAUAUAUAUAUACACAUACACACACAGAAAGAAAGAGAAAAAGAAAAAAGUGGAGAGGGUUUGGAGG
Messenger RNA from Benincasa hispida (wax gourd), 2235 nucleotides. NCBI's taxonomy places the organism in Eukaryota, Viridiplantae, Streptophyta, Magnoliopsida, Cucurbitales, Cucurbitaceae. The record is from RefSeq and is a predicted model, not a curated record.